AUGACAAAUUUGGAAAUAUUUGUAACAUCACCAGCAAGAAGAAAUGUCACCUAUAAAUGUCGCAUAACACGAGAUAAGAAAGGAGUGGAUCGUGGAAUUUAUCCAACUUAUUAUUUACAUCUUGAAAAAGAUGAGGAAAAAAGGAUUUUUCUUUUGGCUGCACGAAAACGAAAAAAAAGUACCACAGCUAAUUAUUUAAUUUCCAUUGAUCCAACUGAUUUGAAACGUUAUGGUAAUUCGUUUGUUGGAAAAGUCAGAUCAAAUGCUUUGGGUACACAAUUUACAUUAUACGAUAAUGGUGAAAAUCCAAAAAAAUCAUGGGUAAUUGGUGAUUCAGUAAGGCAAGAACUUGCAGCUGUCAUUUAUGAUACUAAUGUUCUUGGUUUCAAAGGUCCACGUAAAAUGACUGUUUUGAUUCCUGGUAUAUGUGAUGCUGAAAAUUAUCGACGUCGAGAAAUUCGUCCUUUAUUGGAACAAGAAUCUAUCCUAGAAAGGUGGAAGAGUCGAAAAGCAGAUGAUUUGAUUGCUAUGCAUAACAAAAGUCCUGUUUGGAAUGAAGAUACACAAUCAUACGUACUUAAUUUUUACGGACGUGUUACACAGCCAUCAGUAAAGAAUUUUCAAAUCAUUCAUGAUGCUGAUCCCAAAUAUAUUGUAAUGCAAUUUGGUCGAAUUGGUUACGAUGUAUUUACGAUGGAUUUUCGUUAUCCAUUAUCAGCAUUACAAGCAUUUGGUAUUGCUAUGACUAGUUUUCAUGGAAAAAUUGCCUGCGAAUAA
Molecule: messenger RNA, 777 nt
Organism: Brugia pahangi
Lineage: Eukaryota; Metazoa; Nematoda; Chromadorea; Rhabditida; Onchocercidae
Source: the annotation of a GenBank genome assembly